AUGCUGACAGCCGUAGGUCGCCUUCAGGAAUACCAGAUCAUCGGGCGUCACCUGCCCAGCGAGGCCAACCCGACCCCGAAGCUCUACCGCAUGCGCAUCUUUGCGCCCAACGAGGUCGUCGCCAAGUCGCGAUUUUGGUACUUCCUUGGCAAGCUCCGCAAGAUCAAGAAGGCGAACGGUGAGAUCGUGUCUGUGAACCAGAUCCACGAGAAGCGUCCCCAGAAGGUCAAGAACUUCGGUAUCUGGAUCCGUUACGACUCGCGCUCCGGCACACACAAUAUGUACAAGGAGUACCGCGAGAUGUCCCGAACGGACGCCGUCGAUGCCCUCUACCAGGACAUGGCUGCCCGCCACCGAUCCCGCUUCCGGUCGAUCCACAUCCUUAAGGUCAUCGAGGUCGAGAAGUCCGCUGACAUUCGCCGCCCGUACAUCAAGCAGCUCCUCGUCAAGAACCUCAAGUUCCCUCUCCCCCACCGUGUCAACAAGUCGGCCAGCAAGAAGAUCUUCUCUUCUUCCAGGCCUUCAACUUUCUUCUAA
Messenger RNA from Didymosphaeria variabile, 537 nucleotides. RefSeq names its product 60S ribosomal protein L20B (gene RPL20B). The coding region runs from base 1 to 537 and encodes 178 amino acids. The transcript is spliced from 3 exons. Gene Ontology annotation, molecular function: structural constituent of ribosome. Lineage: Eukaryota; Fungi; Ascomycota; Dothideomycetes; Pleosporales; Didymosphaeriaceae. Gene Ontology annotation, cellular component: cytosolic large ribosomal subunit; ribosome. Gene Ontology annotation, biological process: translation. The record is from RefSeq and is a predicted model, not a curated record.